AUGGACGACUUCUCCACGAGGCCAGCCCGGCCGCUUCCAUUCUCUGACGAGUUUGCUUCUGCGGAUGAGUACGUUGACAGCCUGCUGCACUUCGCCGCGAAUUCGGAGCUGUUCCAAUUUCUCUGUGGCGGCGUCCACAUCCUGGACUUCUUCACCGGCGAGCCUGGUCUGUUUAUUUCGGCCGUGCCCCCAGAAUGGCAGCCCUUUCUCCUCGAGUACGGGCCUAUGGAGCUUAUGGAUCUCCUGAUGCGGGACGACCUGGCCGAGGCCUCGCAGCGGAGCGGCUCGAGGGCCCCUCCCGAGAGUCUCCUGCGCUAUGUCAAGGACAUCCGCCGCCUCUCCCUGCGGCGCUCGUUCCGCCCGGACAAGCCGAGGCUGUCUGUCCUUCCCCGGUCUGUGGCUCUCGGCAUGAAGACCAAAAAGGUCCACGAAGUCACCCAUUUUGCCGGCUACAUCGACAGGCUCGCCGCCCACGUCGCCCACGUCUCGGGCAAGCCCUUGACUCACCUCGUAGACUUUGGGAGCGGCCAGAACUACCUUGGCCGCACCCUGGCCAGUCCUCCCUACAACCGGCAUAUAGUUGCCGUCGAGAGCAAGGAGGCUAACAUGGCAGGCGCCAAGGACCUCGACAUCCUGUCCGGGCUCGCAGAGCGCGAGAAGCGCGUGCGCAACAAGAAGCUGUACCAUCGGAUUGCCAAGUCUGUCGAUCCGUCGCUGCGCAACGACGAAGAGGCUCUUAAGUGCGCCGCAAAAGCCCUCGGCGUGACAGACGAGGAAAUUGCCACCAUUGACCUCAGAUCUAGGAAGGAGCUCCAGGCCAUAUACACGGCCGAGCAGGGAAAAGGCUCCAUCGACUAUGUCGUCGGCCGCCUGGAGCACGCUGAUCUGACAGACGUGAUAUCGCAACUACCCAUCAACGAGGCCGCGCUCAAGCCCGAGAAUCUCCGCAUGAUGGCCGUAUCCAUCCACUCGUGCGGCAACCUGUCACACUACGGCAUCCGGUCAAUGGUCUUGAAUCCCUGCAUCCAGGCCGUCGCUAUCGUAGGCUGCUGCUACAACCUUCUGACUGAGAAGCUGGGGCCGCCGUCGUACAAGCCUCCCUUCAGCCGGCCAACUCUCCAACCCAUCAAUUCACGCGUCGCCCGGGAGUCAGAGAAGCGUGACCCCCAAGGAUUCCCUAUGAGCGAGCGUCUCUCGACGUAUAACGAGCAGGGGAUCCGGCUGAACAUAACAGCGAGGAUGAUGGCCUGUCAGGCGCCUGGAAACUGGACCGAGCAAGACAGCGACGGCUUUUUCACUCGGCAUUUUUAUCGCGCCGUCCUGCAAAGGAUAUUCCUCGAUAAGGGUGUCAUCACUCGAGUUUACCACACCAAUGAGCCUGGUGUUGGUGCUGGCGCUGGUGCUGAGGGUCGUGGUGCGGAGAGCCCGUUCAACUCUAGCACCAACCCGGUUAUCAUCGGCUCCCUUCGCAAGCAGUGUUACUCUUCCUUUGCGGCCUAUAUCCGAGGGGCGAUAACAAAGUUGACAACCAACGCUGACUGUGGCCAAUACAGUCAGGUAAUUAGGGACAAGAUAGGCGAUAUCACGGAAGAGGAGAUCGCAGAGUACGAAGAAAAAUACCGAUACCGGAAGAAGGAGCUCAGCGCCGUAUGGAGCCUGAUGGCCUUCAGCGCGUGCGUGGUUGAGUCACUUAUCGUCACAGAUCGCUGGCUGUUCCUUAGAGAACACUCCGAUAUCGUCCGCGACUGCUGGGUGGAGACCGUGUUCGAUUAUCGAGAGAGCCCGCGCAACCUAGCCGUCGUCGGCAUAAAGAGAUAA
Molecule: messenger RNA, 1818 nt
Organism: Lasiosphaeria miniovina
Lineage: Eukaryota; Fungi; Ascomycota; Sordariomycetes; Sordariales; Lasiosphaeriaceae
Product: methyltransferase domain-containing protein
Exons: 1
Coding region: 1-1818 (605 amino acids)
Source: RefSeq, a predicted model, not a curated record